Molecule: messenger RNA, 613 nt
Organism: Papilio xuthus (Asian swallowtail)
Lineage: Eukaryota; Metazoa; Arthropoda; Insecta; Lepidoptera; Papilionidae
Exons: 2
Coding region: 115-429 (104 amino acids)
Biological process (GO): microtubule polymerization
Molecular function (GO): tubulin binding
Source: RefSeq, a predicted model, not a curated record
AAUAAAUAAUAACAUCGACUAACAUUAUUAUAAAAGUUAUAUAAAAUAAUCAAAAUUACCUGUUUCACUUGUUCCCUUCUUCUCAUUCUAUUCGCUUUGUACUUCGCAUUAAAAAUGGAGCCGCAAUUUGAAAAACUCAUAAAAGCCGGUAAAAAUUCCGUAGACGGUGUCAUACAGUGGAUGAAAGAUGCAAAAAUAAUAGACGGCGUAAAAGUAACCGAAGAAAAAGCGCGGGAUGUAUUCAAAGACGUUUCAGACCCUAAAAACAUUAAUAUUGAUACGUUCAAAGAGGGUCUCACUAAACUGGCCACUCAACAGCAGCAGAACUUCGAGGAGUUUACCAAAACCCUUACCACAGAAGCCCCGAGAUUCCUAGAGGCACUGCAAGCCGGUGCUAGCGCUUUUAAAAAUGCUUUAUCAGGAAAGUGAGAUAUGCCGCACUCAGUACCGUUAACUAAGGGAGACGCUUAGCGUAUAUUUGUUAAUUAAAUCAUCACUAACGGAGACUUUACGAUGUGCGGCAUUAACCGUUAUUAAUACUCGUCAAAUCAAUAUCAAUAUUCAAAACAAUUAUAAAAUGUUAGUCUAUGUUAAUAUAACAAUGAGAAAAGAA